Molecule: messenger RNA, 415 nt
Organism: Trichobilharzia szidati
Lineage: Eukaryota; Metazoa; Platyhelminthes; Trematoda; Strigeidida; Schistosomatidae
Source: the annotation of a GenBank genome assembly
AUGUCUAUCAGAGAAUUUGUAAAACGAAUAAUAGAAACACAUAAUAAAUUAGAUUUUCUCAUUAACAAUGCAAAUAUAAAAAGUGUAAAGAAGUAUACAACAACUAAUGAUGGCUUUGAAAUGACAAUGGGUGUAAAUUAUUUCUCCUCAUUCCUGCUGACACAAUUACUGCUACCUUUAUUAUUGAAAGGUACAUCGUCAAGAAUAAUUAAUGUAUGCUUUAGAAAUCAUCAACACAAUCAUAUAUUAUGGUGGUUAGCGCAUAUGCUGGAUUUUUUUAAAGGCGGAAACAGUAAACGCUUUAAAUCCUUCAUAAAUAAAAUCGCUAAUUUUCUAAUCACUCCAAUAUUUCCCAGUCAAUGGGAGAUGGCACAAACAGUAUUGUACACAGUGCUUACAGACAAUUUAGUAUCUG